AUGGAUGAACUGAAGAAGAAGAGAAACAUCAGAGGAGGACAUAGAGCUUUUGCAACGCAGUUGAUCAGACAGAUUGAAGAUAGUCUUGAAGAUCAAUUGAAGUUGAAGCAGCUUGAGAUACAGCUAGAUGAGAAAUUUGAAGUCUUAGAAAAAUUGGAUGACGAAAUUUUGGGUCUUGUAAGCGAAAUUGAUGAAGAUGGUUUGGGAUGCUUACAAGAAAUUUCUGAGGCUGGAGAGAUGAAGGAAAAAAUAAAUCUAGCGCUGCUCAAGUUGAAGAGUUUAGUGAAGAAUGAGAAGCAGUUGGAAUCGCAGAAGCCUAAUUUAACAAGACAUGGCUCAGAAGAAUCAGUUUAUUCUGUAGAAAGUUCAGCGUCGUCAGCAACUCGUAAAGUUCGUGCGAAGCUACCGAAGUUGGAACUGAAAAAAUUUAGUGGCCGCCCCCAAGAUUGGCAGGAGUUCUGGGAUAGUUAUAAAAGUGCGGUUUACGAAAACGAAGAGAUUUCAAAGAUUGACAAGUUUUCGUAUUUGAAGCACUAUUUGGAAGAGCCUGCCAAAAAAGUAAUUGCUGGACUUGCUUUGACUGAAAAAAAUUAUGACGUAGCUGUCGAUUUGCUUGAACAGAGAUUCGCGCGACCAACGACGAUAAAAAGGGCACAUAUCAACGAGCUUCUGAAUUAG
Rhopilema esculentum is the source of this 678-nucleotide messenger RNA. The record is from RefSeq and is a predicted model, not a curated record. Lineage: Eukaryota; Metazoa; Cnidaria; Scyphozoa; Rhizostomeae; Rhizostomatidae.